Protopterus annectens (West African lungfish) is the source of this 1500-nucleotide messenger RNA. It is a transcript of the gene ARFRP1, whose product is annotated as ADP ribosylation factor related protein 1. NCBI's taxonomy places the organism in Eukaryota, Metazoa, Chordata, Ceratodontiformes, Protopteridae. Gene Ontology annotation, molecular function: GTP binding; GTPase activity. The transcript has 7 exons. Gene Ontology annotation, biological process: Golgi to plasma membrane protein transport; protein localization to organelle; intracellular protein transport. The record is from RefSeq and is a predicted model, not a curated record. The coding region runs from base 9 to 617 and encodes 202 amino acids. Gene Ontology annotation, cellular component: Golgi apparatus.
GCCUCUCUAUGAUGUAUACACUACUGUCUGGUCUCUACAAAUACAUGUUCCAGAAGGAUGAAUACUGUGUCCUUAUCCUUGGCCUGGACAAUGCAGGAAAAACAACCUUCUUGGAGCAGACAAAAAUUCGCUUCAGUAAGAGCUAUAAAGGCAUGAAUUUGAUGAAAAUUACAACUACAGUUGGACUGAAUAUUGGCACUAUUGAUGUUGGAAAAGCACGUCUUAUGUUCUGGGAUCUAGGAGGUCAAGAUGAGUUGCAGUCGCUUUGGGACAAGUACUAUGCAGAGUCUCAUGGUGUGAUUUAUGUCAUUGACUCGGUAGAUGAAGAAAGACUGUCAGAAUCCAAGCGGGCAUUUGACAAAAUGAUUACAAAUGAAGCCCUAGAAGGUGUUCCAGUGCUGGUGCUGGCUAACAAGCGGGAUAAAGAGAACUGUCUGUCAAUUCCUGACAUCAAAACAGCACUUAGUGAUUGCAUUCCAAAAAUUGGCAGAAGAGACUGUUUAGUACAGCCCUGCUCUGCAUUAACUGGGGAAGGUGUAAAUGAAGGCAUCGAGUGGAUGGUCAAGUGUGUGGUACGAAACAUUCACCGCCCUCCUAGGCAAAAGGACAUUACAUAGAUGGACCAGUCUUCUUAGUCAACACACUGUGAUGCUUACACUCCAUGAACAUUCUUUUCUAAAAAUUCUAAACCACAAUACUGUAUCUGUAUUUCAUUAGAAACUGUACAGUCUAUAUUUGUUAAACACCAGCCCAUUCUUUUGCGGAAGAGCGAUGGAUGCAUUUUUUUUCUGUAUGCAAAUAGCAUGAAGCUCAUGCUUAUUUGUUUUGAGGAAUAAUAGAAUGGAGAGAAAAAAACUAUUUCACUAUGUUACUAGCCUUCCUGUAUUGCUGUUUAUAGGGUUUGCCAGUUUGAAACAGCACAUGUCCUGCUAUCUUGUACUGUUUUUUUUACAUUUUCAGUAAAGAAGUUAAGAUGCAUUUCAUUCCAGUUUGAUAUUGUCAUAUGUGAUGUUAGCUGUUUACGGCUAAUAGAAUUUUUUUCCAUUUUCCUCAUUUUUAUGUAGUAUGUGAAGGUGAUGCAAAUUUAGAACUGUGAAGGUGCUUUUAGUCUUUCAGCCCUGUAGGAAGAAGCUGCCUGUAAAUGCUAGUGUUGUGUGGCCAUCCAGAGAGAACAUCAUUGGUGUCUGUUGCCUUCUGUGGUCUCUGCUUAGAGACAAGGUUCCACUGGUUUGAAUUCCUCCCUGAUGCUUUUGUUUGCAUCCUGAUAGACUGUGCCAAAUGCCACAACUUUGAGAAUGAGGCCACCACAUUUGUUCUGUUUCCUACCAUCCAGUGCUUUAUGCCUUUUACCACUAUAGAGUUACAUGCAAUAUUUCAACCAUAUGGUAUAAUACAGUGUUUGUUACAGGAACUGAUCAAAUCCCAUCAGCUGAAACUUUUUAGGUCCCAUUGUAGGAGAUUUGUAUAUUAUAGUGUGGAAUAAAGAAAUUCUGUUUUAAA